UAGGUUUUCGGAGCUGACGGACGCAGCGACACCUGUAGCAAUCAAGUGAAGAAGACCAGAUUGUAAAUUGCACGGCCUCUACCUUACGUGAUGACACUCACUCUCCUCCUGCUAGCCGCCGUUGUGGUGGGCUCGAAUGCCUUUGGAUUUGGGGGAAAUAGAGCUCAUCUAAACCAAAAUGCGACGUUCACCUGUGUGAAGUCCGGUGACUGGUGUUCCUUGCUGUUUUUCCUCGAGACAGCUGACAACCUGGAUCUUAUCUAUCUUGAAGACCCGGACGAGACAAAUACGAUCACUGCGGGGACUUACGACAGUGCCGGAAACGGGAUUGAUGGCGAUGGCAGUGCAGCUUUACCCUACUUUGUUAAUGUAACAAUGGACUGUAGUUCGUACCCAAUAACGCUCCACUCUCCGACUGGCAUACCCGUCAAAGUUAUGGCUCCGGACGUUUUCCAGAUCAAGGUGAUGGCGAAAGCCAAAUAUCAAGCCCCAUUUUUUGGCGAUGUGGUUACCAUUGAUGACACGAGAUACAGCCCCAUGUGCAACUGCAGUGAAGCAGAAUUUUCUCAAAUUACAGAAAAUAUAAUAGUAUCCGGGGACAUUGAGGAAGACGCCGUUGCCAUUACAGAGUCAGCGGAGCUCAAAGUGUACUGGGUUGAUGUCCCUUUUUUGAGCCCGGGCACCCUUACUGCUCUGGGUGCAGACACUUACUAUAUUCUCGUUUUAAAUCCAGAUAACACUGCCACUGGGGCGUUUGUGUUCAACUGCUAUAUCUGUGACGUGGCAGCGUGUAAUGGCUCUCAGACCUACAAUAUCAUCGGAGAAGACGGGUGCAGUAAAGUUGCUGGAUUGAGUGGAUUUUACAUGCAAGGUGGCGAGCUGCGCACUGACAUCUUCCAGGCUUUUAGGCUGGCCAACCAGCCCAAUUUGUUUUUGUCUUGUAGCGUGGGGUACUGUUACGAUUCUGCCGAUCAGAGAUGUGACAAUUACUGUGCCUUCAAUACAGGCCGCAGGAAGAAGCGACAAGCUGACCAAAGCAGCGAUGAGAAUAUUGAAAACAUCAGCGCCGGCUUCACGAUCACGGUAAAUAACAAUCGACCGGGAAACCCUUCGGAGGUCAUUCUACAGAGAGAGACUGCAACACAAAAACCAGUGUCAGAGUGCAACUUGCAGUACGUGGGCCUAAUGGCUGCUGUCAUAACUCUAUCAGGAAUCCUCCUCGUUGGCCUCAUCGUUGUUAUCCUCGUCUUCCUGCACAUGUCAAAGAGAUCUUCAGGGACUGCUGGUAAGGGUAAGGCAUGAGGGAGCCAUGCCCGUGACAGACCGGGUCUACCCUCACGACAUGGUUCUGACUGAAUCUGGCCAUAUACAUGGUGGACCAGGCGUAUCACAGCGGUUUGGAUUUCAAAGUGGAUUUGACCGACUCAUUCAUAAUUAUUUUUUUUAUUAAUAUUAUUAUUACCGUUAUAACUACCUUAAAUAACAAUGCCCCAAUUCCACGAAACGUCGGAUGCUGAUUAAAAUUUUAUCCAUUGUUAUACCACGGGAUCACCAACUGCUUCCUAAUGGGGCUGAUUUUUAUGAGUUAUAGAAUGUCCACCGUGCUCUGGCAGCAAUCUAUAUGCGAUUAUGUGAUGACCGAUUAACGGGUAUAUUAAAUGAUAUCUUGCAAACAUAA
Liolophura sinensis is the source of this 1678-nucleotide messenger RNA. RefSeq lists its product as uncharacterized. The record is from RefSeq and is a predicted model, not a curated record. The transcript is spliced from 10 exons. Bases 91 to 1302 code for a protein of 403 amino acids. Lineage: Eukaryota; Metazoa; Mollusca; Polyplacophora; Chitonida; Chitonidae.